AAAGGAUUAACAAAAAUUGCUUUAUUUUUCUUUUUUCAAUACCUCUCAACUUAUCCAACGAAUAAAGCUAUGGUUUUAGAAAUCAGUAUCACCCACCCUACCCUAGGUAAGUACAGUUCCGAUCACCUGAUUUCCAGUGUCUUUUAUGCCUUGACUUUGGUUGACCUUUCAUCGCACGAUGGAAGGCAAAUGGCUAAAGGAGUCCGCAGAGAGAUUUUUGAAUGUUCUAGCACGGAUACCCUUCUUUUAUUCACUGGAAAUUGUUUAUACUUAUACAACUGAGACCAAGAAUUCCACGUUUCUCGGAUUUUUUGGUUAUGUGUUUGGUUUGAUAGGACUAUUUGCUGAUUACGAGUUACUCCUCUCCUUCUAUGGCUGGCUGUUCCAAGCUGCCGUCACCUAUGCUAUAUACAGCCUUGUUGGUGAAGUGCAUUACUCUGAGAAAGACCAAGCGAUUACUAGUAGUCCUGGUCUUUUUAACUACCUUGACAAUGUGGUAAAUGAUAACCACUUCUAUGGGCAGAUCAUCGUUGCAACAGGGCUCAUGUUUACAUCACAAGUAAAAUGGGCAGAUCUCGGAAUUACAAGAAUGGUGUGUCUGAUGUUGGUUAUUCCCUUUGGAGUUGACCUCCUUGUUAGACCACUUCCUAAACAACUACAAUUUGUCCCAUAUAUUUGCUAUGUGUUUAUCUUCUUGUACUCCUCCUAUCUGGUUUACAAAGGCAUUGAACUAGCUAUAAGAUGUCUUCAAAGUACUAAAGAAGCCAGCAAUAAUUUUUGGAGAAUGGCAGAAACUUUAGGCUGGAUACCGCUUUUUCGCUUACACUGGAACAGAGUUGAAAUGUCACGUGUUAUGGUGUUUCUAUGGUGGAUCAAGUUUGCACUGAGAGUUUCUAUGCAAAAGCAGAUAAACUGGUUCUGGUUCUUUGCAAGCUUUGGAGAAUCCUGCACUACUUUGCCAAACCUACUAGCUGCAAGUAUAGUUGUCUCCGAGAUUUCUCGCAGUAUACUUUACCACACCCAGCUUUGCUUAAAAGCCCAGCCAUACCAAAUCAAUGAAACUUUGCAUGGGUUUGGUGUUAAUGAAGGGAUUGCAUUCUUUAUUCUUAAUCUUCAAAUAGGGCUCGUUCAAGGAGGAAGCAAGGAGCAUUCUCUUGUGAGUUGUCUGGUCAUGUUUGUGACUUUGUCAUUGCUUAUACAAGAUGCAUUUGACAUAACUGAGCCUAUCCUCGGAAUGCUUGGGGUUACAUAUGCAGGAAAAUUUACAAUGGCGCACUGCAGAGCACUGCUGGUGUCUUUAACCAUCCUGAUAUUACCAUGCUAUCUUGUUUAUGUCAUAUGUUCAACGUUUGCUGCAGGAACCUGGUUGUUCGUGAUCAUUUCCAACAGUCUUGUUACAGUUGUUCAGCUUAUUGGAGCAUUGAGUAUCUAUGGCUUGUUUGUGCUCAAUGUCCAUAAAGAACGAAGCUGGGAGAAUCUUGAUGACUAUGUGUACUAUAUCAAUGCCGUGUCCAAGGUCUUUGAGUUCCUUGUUGCACUGGGGGUGGUGGCAUAUAGCACAUGGUCAACUGUUACAAGAGAUUGGAGCCUUGUAGGUACCGGCAUUAUAUGUAUCCAUGCCUAUUUCAAUGUUUACAGCAGAGCAUUAGAGGGCUGGAACAAUUUCUUAUGUCGUUUGAGUGCUGUGCGUAAAGUCAAGUCUUUGCAAUCUGCAACUGAGGAGCAGCUACGGCUUCACAAUGACAUCUGCCCCAUCUGUUAUGAGGACAUGAAGAGUGCAAAAGUCACUAAGUGUUUGCACUUUUUCCAUGGGAAGUGUCUGAAGAAAUGGUUAUAUGUUAAGAACAAGUGCCCACUGUGUCAUACAGACAUUACCCCCAGUGACUGACUAUUGCCAGUAUUGCAGCAUAUGGCGGCUGUUGGUUGAGAUCUGCUGCAGUGUAGAGUAUGGCUGCGGUUGGGUGAUAGUUACAGAGCAAAUACUGUUUGACUGGCAGUUUUUAUAGUAGAAUGUAUAGAAGUACUGUGUGGGGUACUGUGUAUGAUGGGUGCCAUCAGACCAUAGAUCUUACCACACCAAGUACAGUGUAUAUUUUCAGCCAUUUGCUGUUAUGUUACAAUAAUGGAUAUUUAGAUGAAAAUGGAACCUAUUUGGAAUAAAAUACUACACUAAUUAAUGUCAGGCCUUUAGCUAUUUUUUAUUUUAAUCAAAGUAGUUUACAUUAUUGAUGAGAAUGACAUUUUAUUUCUUGCUCAUAAAACAUUUUCACAUUGUGUACUAUAAAAGAAACAUAUUGUAAAUAAUGUAUAUUAGAUUCACAAAUCAAAUAUGAUUAUUUAUUGAUCUAGGAAAUUAUUGAUAAUAUUGGUAUUGCAUGUUAUUUUUAUUAUAGCAUUACAAAUGAUUAUAUAUGGUUUUCACAAUGUUGCACGCACAUUCAAAAUGCUAAAGACUGGAGGGCCACAGCUGAUCCAAAAUGGGGACGAAGGGGAAUGUGACUCCAAAACUCAGCGAAAGUAGCACUCUGGCAGCAUUUUCUAUAGCUUUGUCAGUAAACUCCACUUCGUAAACCAUUUUAGAUCAGCUUUGGCCCAACAAUCCUUGGCAUUUUUGAUACACAAGCAACAUUUGUCUAUUGCUACCUUCAUACAAUACAACUAUAUUUCUGGCAAACAAUAUCUUGUCAACUGGAAUCACAUGAUCUCUCACCCCCAAACAAAAGAAUAAAAGAAAAUGAUUUAAGAUAAAA
Nematostella vectensis (starlet sea anemone) is the source of this 2750-nucleotide messenger RNA. Its product is annotated as RING finger protein 145. The record is from RefSeq and is a predicted model, not a curated record. NCBI's taxonomy places the organism in Eukaryota, Metazoa, Cnidaria, Anthozoa, Actiniaria, Edwardsiidae. The transcript has 3 exons. The coding region runs from base 179 to 1888 and encodes 569 amino acids. Gene Ontology annotation, molecular function: ubiquitin protein ligase activity; zinc ion binding. Gene Ontology annotation, cellular component: endoplasmic reticulum; endomembrane system.